CAGUAGAAGAAGAAGAAGGAGGAGGAGGAGCCGUGUGUUUGAAAGUGGCGGGCAGUCAAAACUCAAGCCGUAGCAAGUGGGAAGCGAUUCGCCAUUGCAAAGAAGAAGAAGAAAACAAUAAAUAAUAAUAAUAAUAAUAAGAAGAAGAAGUCGUAGCAAGUAACGUUAAAAAGUAUACGUUUUCCAAGCAGUAUUUACAACUUAACUGUACUUAAUGCUGUUACCGUGAUAGCUCUCGUACAGGAGGAAACGUGAAAAGGAAUAUUGUCUUGCAUCAUCAUGACAAAUGAGGAUGAUAAAGGGAUUCCAGUGCGGGUGGCCUUGAGAAGCCGCCCGUUGGUACCUAAGGAAAUCAACGAGGGAUGUCAGGGCUGUCUCACGUUUGUGCCUGGAGAACCACAGGUGAUUGUUGGCACAGAGAAGGCGUUCACAUAUGACUAUGUGUUUGAUCCCACUGCUGAACAAGAAGAGGUCUUCAACACGUCUGUGUCCCCCUUAUUAUGUGGGCUUUUCAAAGGCUACCAUGCCACCGUUCUUGCUUACGGACAGACAGGAUCAGGGAAGACCUUCUCGAUGGGAGGAACAUACACCUCAGCUCAGGAAACUGAUCCUGUAGUCGGAGUUAUACCGAGGGUGAUCAAAAGGAUCUUUGAGGAAAGGGAUAAGAGGGCAGACUGUGAAUUCUGCCUGUCAGUUUCUUACCUUGAGAUCUAUAAUGAAGACAUAUUGGACUUGCUGUGUCCUUCUAAAGACAAACUUAGCCUCAGCAUUAGGGAAGACCCUAAAGAGGGAAUAAAGAUCGUGGGUUUGACCGACAGGAAGGUGUUCUCUGCCCAUGAGAUGGUGGGCUGUUUGGAGAUUGGCAACUCAGUUCGCACCGUGGGUUCCACCGCCAUGAACGCCGCUUCCUCACGCUCACAUGCCAUCUUCACCAUCACACUGGAGCAGCGCAGAGGCAAAGACAAAGUGGACUCAGUUGUUUCAAAAUUGCACCUUGUGGAUCUGGCUGGUUCAGAAAGGCAAAAGAAAACUAAAGCAGAGGGAGAUCGUUUGAAGGAAGGCAUCAGCAUCAAUCGUGGGCUUUUGUCUCUGGGUAAUGUCAUCAGUGCCUUGGGGGAUGAAAGCAAAAAGAGCAGCUUUGUUCCGUACAGGGACUCAAAGCUCACCCGUCUGCUUCAAGAUUCGUUGGGAGGCAAUAGCCACACUUUAAUGAUUGCGUGCAUCAGUCCUGCAGACUCCAACAUGGAGGAAACAAUCAACACUCUGCGAUAUGCUGACAGAGCGCGCAAGAUAAAAAAUAAACCUAUCGUCAACAUUGACCUCAGAGCUGCAGAAAUGAACCAUCUCAAACAACAGGUUCAGGAGCUGCAGGUGAUGCUUCUGCAUGCCCGGGGAGGAGUGGGUCCGGUGCUCUCUGGGCCAGAGUCCACGGAGAAGGUGAGCAAGCUGGUGGAAAGGAAUCGCUCCCUGCAGGAUGACAACAACAAACUGUGCAGGGAGCUGAGCGAGGCAGCUGGACAGACUGCCCUCAUGAUAGAGAAAAUCAUCAUGACGGAACAGGAAAAUGACAAACUGCAAAGCAGGAUGGAGCAACUGGGGCAACAUGCAGCAUGUACGGUGGAUCUUCAGAAAGUUCUGGAGACAUUGGAGGACCAGGAGUUGAAGGAGAACGUUGAAGUAAUGAGAAACCUGCAGGACAUUAUCUUGGAGCUCAAGAGUGAGAGUGAAGGCAUCACUGCCUCCAUCGAUGCUAUGGCUGCAGGAGACGGAGCUGAGGUGUCUGGGAAUGGCAGUAGCAAUGACGAUCCAGAUGGCACUGGCAUUGAUGGAAAGCACUCCCCAGAAGGCUUUACAACCCAUCAUGCUCUGCGGCAGGCCCAGCUUUCCAAGGAACUGAUAGAGCUGAACAAAGUGUUGAGCUUGAAGGAAGCCUUUGUGCGGAACAUGUGCCAGAAUGACACCCAGCUCGAGCCGAUGCAGUUAGAGCACCAGAAAAACUUUCAUAGUCUGCAGACUUCGGUGGAUUCGCUGCAGAAGGAGAAAGAGGAUCUCCUUCUUGCACUGCAGUCUGCAAAGAAAGACACCAGCCAGGCUAAGCUCAGCGAGCAGCGCCGGAAGAGACUGCAGGAGCUCGAGAACCAGCUGGUGGACAUGAAGAAAAAACUUCUGGAUCAGUCCAAAAUGCUCAAACUCAAGGAGACCUCCGUGAAGAAAGUCGGCAAUCUCAUGCAUGAGAUACAGGCGAUGAAGAACCAGCGUACGCAGCUGAUGAGGCAGAUGAGGGAGGACUCUGAGAAGUUCAGACAAUGGAAGAGCAUGAAGGAUAAGGAGGUGCUGCAGCUAAAGGAGAAGGAUCGUAAACGGCAGUACGAGUUGCUUAAACUUGAGAGGGAUUUUCAGAAACAGGCCAGUGUUCUGCGUCGUAAAACUGAAGAGGCUGCAGCAGCAAACAAGCGGCUGAAAGAUGCCCUGCUGAAGAGAAGUGAGGUAGCAGACAAACGCCACAGAGGAAUAGAGGGAGCUGCUACACGAGUUAAGAAUUGGCUUCUCAAUGAAGUGGAGGUGAUGGUCAGCACAGAGGAGGCCCGGCGCCACCUCAACGACCUGCUGGACGACAGGAAGGUGUUGGCCCAGGAGAUCAACCACCUGAAACAGCAGAUGGAGGCAGGGGACCGGCCUGCUGCCAAAAUCAGGCGCCGGACCCUGAUCAUCUCUGAGCUGGAGACCCAUGGGGCGCUGGAGGCGCCUCUGACCAAACAGGUGGAGAACCUGGAGACAGAGAUGGCCCUCAGGAAUGCCCAGAUAGCCGACCUUCAGCGGAAAGUCCUCGUCGCCGACAGCGAGGGGCGCAUGAAGCAGCGCUUCGACAGCAUCACAAGCAUCGUGGAUGCCAAGUGUGCCCUUAAGCUCCUCGUGUCUGAGCUGGUUUCUGCGAAAACCGUCAGUGGCAAGCUGGAGAGCGAGCUAAAACAGGAGGCGGGGAAUGCUCAGGACCUGAGGAAGACCAUGGCUGACGAGAGGAACGUCAUGUCCACCAUGGACAUGGAGCACCAGGUGCAGAUGGUGGAGCUCGAGCAGAGGCAUCAAGAGAAGGUCCUGUACCUCAUUAACCAAAUACAGAACAAAACCAUAUGUGAAGAGUCGGCCGAAACAAAGGAGGAAGAGGAGAGCGCCAAGGAGAAGGAACUGUUCCAGCGCCUCCAAAUUCAGGAAGAAGAGCUUGAAAAGCUACGAGGAUUAAGAGAGCAGCACCAGGCGCUGUUGGAGGAGAAUGAGCAGUGUAAACAGAAAAUCUCUUUGCUCAACCUGGCCAGUCAUAAGAACGUCCUCAUGCCUACGGCCACCAACGUUGCCAACAAUGCAGACGACUCGUUUGAGUACGUUCCUCCAAAGCCCAAAGGGAAGCGCUUUACCACCACAGCCAAGGUGCAGCAGGACAUCGACAUCGACAUGGACGAGCUGACGUCCGACGAUGAGGAUGAACGGAAUGAGGAUGAGUGGCGCCCUGUGAAAGCUGGGACCCGCAGAGCCUCAAAAAAACCAAAAGCUACGGGGUGUGCGUGUAAAGGUCGCUGCAGUAACCGCUUAUGCAGGUGCCGUAAAGGGAAGAUGAGCUGCGGGGAGAACUGUCAGUGUGGCCGUGAGAAGUGUCGAAAUAUGGAUCCCGAGAAUGGAAGUCAGGCAGACAGUGUUCCCAAAGACUCUCUUCAGGAUCCCACUUCCGUCAGCCCGGACAACAGCACAUUCUUCAAGCCGCCAUCUUGUACACCCACUAAGAAGGUGCUAAAAGAACUCGGUGACAUGGGACACACCACUGCAGACCUGAAGCUGGCACGGAAGCCUCUCCUGCCAGAGGGGGAGGAGGAGGAGGAGGACAUGGAGGACAUGGAGGAGGACAGAACAACAGCCAGCUUCCUCAAGAAGAAGAAACGACUCCUGCCCAGCUGUCAGAACAGCUUCUUCUCUCUAUGCACUCCCAUCAGAGAGGAGUCUUAAUCAGGGUAGUUUAACAUGAAAGUAGCUGUUGAUUCUUAGUCACUUUUUUUCUGUCGAAUAACAAAAGGACUGUGAAUAGAUUUGCAUCUUUUACUGGAAUAUACAAUGAGAUGAUCGAGUAGCCUGUACAUAGUGUUUUAGUUUAAUGUGAUGGAUGAUAUUGACUUUAUAGUAAGACUUAGUUUACUUCGCUAAGUGGUAGGACACCAAUCUACAGUCAAGCUGUUUUACUAUUCCACACAUUUUAACACAACAUAGAACAGCCUUUUAAUGUUUUCACUCUGACCAGAGCUGAAUAAAGUCUUACUUUCCAAUUCUGUUUUUAAAGAAUAAACAGUUUAAUUGUU
Molecule: messenger RNA, 4343 nt
Organism: Gymnodraco acuticeps
Lineage: Eukaryota; Metazoa; Chordata; Actinopteri; Perciformes; Bathydraconidae
Gene: kif4
Product: kinesin family member 4
Exons: 31
Coding region: 280-3996 (1238 amino acids)
Biological process (GO): mitotic spindle organization; microtubule-based movement
Molecular function (GO): microtubule motor activity; ATP binding; microtubule binding
Source: RefSeq, a predicted model, not a curated record